Messenger RNA from Triplophysa rosa, 2008 nucleotides. RefSeq names its product pleckstrin (gene plek). The coding region runs from base 42 to 1100 and encodes 352 amino acids. Gene Ontology annotation, cellular component: plasma membrane. Lineage: Eukaryota; Metazoa; Chordata; Actinopteri; Cypriniformes; Nemacheilidae. Gene Ontology annotation, biological process: intracellular signal transduction; actin cytoskeleton organization. The record is from RefSeq and is a predicted model, not a curated record. The transcript is spliced from 9 exons.
CCACCACGUAGAAGAUAAACAGCUACUUGUCGUGUAUCGUUAUGGAACCCACAAUGAUUAGAGAGGGCUACUUGGUGAAAAAGGGUACUGUGCUGAACACAUGGAAAGUGUUGUGGGUGGUGUUAGCAGAUGAUGCCAUAGAAUUUUACAAGAAGAAGACAGACAGUAGUCCAAAGGGAAUGAUCCCUCUGAAGGGAGCAGCUCUUACCACCCCGUGUCAGAAUUUCCCUAAAAAAACGUUAGUGUUCAAGGUCAGUACAACUAAGAAACAGGACCAUUUCUUUCAAGCAACCCACCUAGAGGAAAGAGAGCUCUGGAUCAAAGAUAUCAAGAGAGCAAUCUCUUGUUUAGAGAGCGGAAAAAGGUUUGCCAGAAAGUCAACACGAAGAUCCAUUAGACUGCCGGAAAGUGUUAAUCUGAGUGCACUUUAUGUCUUAAUGAAAGAUCAAGACACCGGGGUUAAAGAGCUGAAGGUAGAAAAGGAAAAAAGGCUGUUUAAUCACUGUUUCACAGGAAACACGGUCAUCGAUUGGUUGGUUUCUGAAGGAAAGGCCAGGAACAGAGCCGAGGGCUUGAUGCUGGCCACUGGACUGCUCACUGAGGGUUUUCUGCAGGCGGCUGGAGACCUCUCCAAAGAUGCAGCUGAAAAAGGAGCAGAAUGUGCUUUCGUGGACCAAACUGAUGCUCUUUAUUAUUUUGCAGAUAGUGGGUUCUUCUGUGAAGGUUACUCCAGCGAUGAAGAUGUGAUUGUGAAGGAGGAGUUCAGAGGUGCUAUAGUCAGACAGGGCUGUUUGCUGAAACAGGGCCACCGGCGAAAAAAUUGGAAAGUCAGGAAGUUUAUCCUUAGAGAUGAUCCUGCUUACAUCCACUACUAUGAUCCCACCAAGGGUGAAGAAGAUCCACUAGGGUCCAUUCAUCUGCGUGGGUCAGUCAUUACUGCUGUGGAAUAUGUGCCUGAUGCGAAGAGACAUGAGGUUGAUGGGAAUCUGUUUGAAAUCAUCACUUCUGAUGAGAUACACUACUACCUGCAAGCAGCUACAGCGGAGGAGCGCAAGGAUUGGAUCAAAGCUAUCCAAAGCGUUGCAAAGUCUGGAAAAUAACUACAUUAGAUUCAAGCAAUGAUUCACAUGCAGUUUGUGUUAUGAAGAACAAAAACCAAACCAACUUAUUUGAAUAUUCACAGUAUUUUUUAAAAUUAAAAGGUUAACGUUUAAAAGUUUGUUGACACUGUUAUGACUAUGUUGUAUUUAUAGCUAUAUUUUAAUUGUUUUAUUUUUACCAAAAAUAAAACUCGAUUUGUCUUUCAAGUCUGCACAUAACAGAAGGCCUUCUGACAAUCAUGUGACACAUUCUCAAAAAGAAAAACGGACACCCACACAUAGAGGCAGGAUGUGGGCAGAUGUUUUCUCACAGUUUCCAGUGACUGAUAUUGUAAUGGCAUUGAUCUGGCCAUCCAGAACUGUCAACACAGUGGAAAUCUCCAAUGUCCAGCAAUAUCCUGUUUUUAUUUAAAGUAGUAACACUUCCUGUUUUGCAUCUUGGGUUGGUCUUUUUUAGAAAUGUUGCAACAGUCAGUCUGGAUCAAAAUAAACUUUCUUGGGCCUUGAUGCUCACAAGUUACUCAAGCCAAAGAUCAAAUCUUCUGGGUUCUUUUGUGUGUCUCCCACAGUCCGAAUACAUUAUGAAUUAGGGUAAAUAAAUUACCCUUUGAUGUGUUUUUGUGUUUGUCUGUGAGUUCCCUGCGAUGGACUGGCCAUCUGUCCGGGUCUUUACUGCCUGCGGCCCAUGAUGCUGGGAUAUGCUCUAGCCUUGCAGAGGGGGGAACUUGAAGGAUAGAUGGAAAUCAGAUGUUACCAUAUGAUAACAGCACUAAACAAUGAUAUUUUGUGUACAGUGUGCUGUACACAAUUAAUGUAUGUCCUAUAUUGAAACUUAUUUGAUGUCAAUAAUUAUUUUUCUUUAUUUCUUUUCGUAUCGUGAAAUAUGUUAUUAAAUGCUUAAGUUCAGA